AUGCGAAGAUGCAUCUGCUGUGACGCCGUCAUAACUGAGCUGCUGAGUCGUGCGUCACUCCGCGUGCAGCGUCGGCGACGCGGCGCCAGUGAAAACGAGGCGAAGAAACAAGUCUUCAGGGAUGUUCUCACAAUGUCACUUCUUCGCAUUGCGGCUGCAACAAGAGGCGGUGGGGCUCCCGUGCAGGCAGUACGUGACGCUCCUCCUCGCAGAGAGUGGCAGGCCAAUGAUUGGCACUCUUCUCUGAGUGACAAGGCGAAGAGCUCCUCAGGUACAUCGGCAGAAGGGACGCCGCGUUUUCUGAGGGCGUUGCUCCUGAAGAGCAGGAAAGAGAACGCCGUAGUACACGAUGCGAAACGAGUCCCUCACGCCCCCACCGCGGCGAAAUUAUUGACGGAUGCGGAGGAUGGUCUUUGUGCUUCAGAAACAUUGUCCUCCACAGCAACGGAGGGAGCAGAUGCGGUAGGUGCGGUUGCGACUUGGUAUGCCGCGUUUCAGCUCUUUAGUGAAGCCGUGGAGCAGCAUACGGUUGUUCCAUCCAUUGAGCAUAUUAACGUUCUGUUGGGCAUCACUGUUCGUGAAAAACGUUGGCAACAGAUGCAGCAGCUGGAGAUGUUUCUUGAAAAGAUUCUCGUUUCUGAGUGUGGUAUGUGUCUGAGCGAGACGCCGUGUAAAAUGGACUCCAUUCUUGAUGUCAGUGGCUCUCAACAAACGGCCUUUCCACUGCAGCCUAAUUCUGAGACGUACGAGUGGCUGAUGGCCGCCGCGGUCUCUCGGGGAGACUGGGUAGAGGCACUGAGGUGUUUUGACGACGUGCGAGAUGAAUACUUACCUGUCUCCGAUAGUUUGUUGAAACUAGCACUGGAGGCUUAUCGUAUUGGAGGCGUCCAUUCUCUCAUCGACCCCGGCGGCAAUGGUCACACUAACAAGAAGACGACACUUGCACCGCUGCGGACGGAUUAUCGGGGGCCAUUUCUUCAUUGUGCAGCAUCCGCACGACCCGCUUCCACCUCUCACGGAGUACGAACGAAACCCGCGGCGGCUAGUUAUCUAUGGGAAGCGGCGCUGAUGCUCUUUUCGUCCUUUCUGCAUCGUGUGCAGGAGAGCGAUACGGUGGCACUAUUCAUGUCAAUGAUGGCAGAUGCGGGAAAGCAUCAGGUAUUGCUGGACACGUACCGUGACCGCAGUCGCACGGUGAAUUUCGGUGAAGAAAUUUUGCCUCUUGUAAGCAAUGCGUCCCGUGAAGUUGGCGACUGGGCCUUGAAUUUGUGUCUGCUUCAGCACAUUUUGGCAUCCCCCGCCGACACGGAGCGGGCGGCUGUGGGAAGGCAGCUCUUGGUGGAUGCCCUCCUCGUACUUCGGAGGACGCAGCACUACCAGAAGAUUAUUGGGUUGCAUGUGCAGGUCCCAUCCAGGAUGUGGACCUCACGUGCCCGGGUGAUGGUGGCGCAGACCGCCAUGGUGCAGCGAGACCUCCCCCUGCUACUUUGGCUAUUUGAAGAGGAGGAAACAAUGAGAGUAGAAACGAACAGGGAUGACGAUGGUGGCAGACGCACGUCACACAUUAUGGAUACGGGACUCUGUUAUCCUUUUGGGAUUGCCGCCGUCUCACCCGUAUAUCCCUCGUUCCCAGUAGAGAUGUACGACAUCGCUUUGCGUACCAUUCAAUUGGAACUCAUUCACCGUCGAUUUCACUCCACGCCAUUGAGGGAAUCUGCUGUGUCACGUCUAAAUAUCCCUCAAGACCUGGCAGCGCUUUCCAUUGCUAUUUAUGAGAAGUUUCUCCGGGACUCAAAGCACCAAAUUUCCACAAAUGAAGGUGUUCCUUUCGAUGCGUCCCUCUCCGUUUAUGCGCCCUUUGUGAAGCUCCUUCAAACAUCUGCUAAUGAGGGUGCGGGUGUUGGUAGAUGCACGAAUGGUUUACCGGAAGGAAUAUGGGAGAAGGCCCUUUCCCAUGUGGCGCUUAUUCGGAGACCUGAUACUAUCGUUGUGAGCCUCGUCACUCACUUGUUGCAAAGAGAAAAUCAGUGGGAAGCUGCAUUUAAUCUCUUAUCACAUGUUAUUCGUAGUGAAGAAGUGUCACGUGAGGCAGAUGGUCCUAGUCGUCGUCGUCAUUCCCGUCUUUCUUCUCCAAAUGGCGUUAAGGUGGAUGAGGCGAACCACUCCGAUCGUUACACCUGCACGGCCAUUACGGCAGUGGCAAUUCGUUACGCCGUUUGGAGUGCAGUCCGUCAACCUUCCGCUGCCGUGCACUUAACCCAACGUGCACUUGCCACGGGCUGGAUUGACGGCAGUAUGGCAAUGCAGCUUCUCGAGGGUGUCGAAGGUAUUCUGGGCAAAGAGGAGCAGCUUCAGGAUCACUGGCAGGACCACGAUGGAAAUCUUUCAUAUGCCUCCAACGAUGCCGUCCACGCUCUUCUCAAGCUGGUUGCUAUGCAUGACAAAAGAGAAGGUGGAUUAGGAUCGUUUGGGUCGCUCUUUUUAAAAACACUGCAGCUUCUACAACAGCUGCAAACGCGGGUUGAGCCGCCCACUUCGCUGCUCUCUGACUUAACGGGAAAUCUAGAGGAGGUUGUUUCUGGGCUUGCGAAGGAGGGAAACGAUGAGCUUCGCGCCAAGGCAGAACUUGUCGUGCCAGUAGUGCUGCAUGCUGUUUGGCAUCAAAUAAGCAUGUCGCAUAUGAGUCGGUGGACUCUUUGGCAGGAGUGUUUACGGUGCCUGCGCUGGUUUUGCAGCCCGCUGUCGCAGCAUUCAUCAUUUGUGCUGCAGGCAAAUGAAUCCACACUAAGAGUUCUCAGGGCUUUCAUACGGCGUUGUGAUCGACCCGAAGAGGGUUUUGUGGAGAGUGUUGCUGUGAGCUGGUUGUUGGUCGAGGCCUCACCUUCUGCUCUCGAGAAGCUCCUCUCAUUGCUGGAUUUGUUGCCCGAUCUCGUGGACCGCGCAGUGUGGCUGUCGCACGAACUUCUUUUGGAUGCCCUUGUAUGGUGUGGCCGACAUCGUGUGAAGGGUUUGCUGCGGCGUCUUGCACGCAUCCUCUUGCCCCUGUUUUUGAAAAUCCUCCAGCGUGGGGUGAACAGCACCGCAAGAAAAGCAACGGAGCCGCGCCAUUGCCUGCGUUCCGAGACGCUGACGGCGCUGACGGUUGCUGUUCAGUGCCUCACCAGCGGGCCCCACGAAGAGGUUCUACACGACUGGCCGUUGGUGCAUCAGUUGUUAUCACUGCUGCUGCAAGCCAAUGAAUUUAUCACUGCCGCCGACACAGCACAAACGACAACACCUGGAAGAAUAACUGCCCUUGCGGAGAGUUUGGCAGCCGUAUUAGACAAACUGCGUCGCACAUUUCAUUUUCUCACCAUGAAGAUCUCUCUUGAUGCACACCGACGCCGUAGUCAAGGGAGUGAAGGAAUAUCUUUUUCUCGUGACGAUGAGGCGAAGCAUCUGACGAGUGUAUUGGAAAGUGGUGCAAUCGAGUACAUGGAUCUUUGCGAGGCAUUUGCGCAGCGUUUUUUUACAGAAGCGGGUGUUGAUUGGAUGGCACUUGGUGCGGAAAUGGCGGCGUGUCUUGAGAAGGUCAUGAACUGCGUUUGGGAUGUCAACUACACUUUGUACGUUUGGUACACAACCUUUAGCCCUUUUCAAUCCGGUAGCAGUGUGUUGAAACCGCUGCAAAAGCGUUACCGCUGGCUCAUGUGCUUGUGUGUUUUAUUUCUGCCUGCGUCAUGCAUAACCCCCUUGCGAGUCGGGCGUUGGUUGGUUGUGAUGAGCGGUGAUGGAGAGUCAGCAGCCACACUGACGCAAUCUGAAAUAAAAGGAACGGAAACAGAGAAGAAUAUGAUUGCUGCGUUAUUGCAUGACAUCACGACACUGGAGGCGUGGCAAAGAUGUCAGUUCACUACAAUUUCACACGGUGGGGAAGGGUCAUGCCACCAAUCGCGGCAGUUGAUUGUGCCUCUUGUUCUAGAGGCCAUCCACAGCAUCACCAUUGGGGUAUCGGAACAUGUCCCUUCUUCCUUCUCCCAACCCACGACGAACUUGGCUGCUGCGGCCGUACGCGAGGCGCUUCCUCCGCUUAAAAAUGGUUGCUCUGCACGAACACCUUUUGAUGAUCACAUAGCUCUUGUUUCGCCGUGGCAAUUGCGAACAAUGCAAAAGGCUGGGUGUACACUCAUUUAUAUGCUGCUCUGUGAAGGGCAAGCGGAGCUGCCGCAGAUGGCACAGAAAGCCAUGUCUUGGUCCUGUUGUUCACAUGCGCUUUUGGAAGUCAUUGUGAGCGCAGCUCAGUCCACAUCGGCCGAAACAUUUAAAGCUCUGUGGACUCCGGUUGCCCUUGUGGAUGUAUUUGGUCUGUUGAAAGCACAGAAUUGCUUCUGGGCCUUAUUUGGUAGGCCGCAAACUGCAGGAGGAAGUCAAGCGUCAAGGGUGUUGAGCCUCCUUACAGCUUCCCCCGCUGUUCGUGCAGCCACUCGAAUGGAUGAGGAUAUUUGUACCGCUGCAUUGCUAGCUUUGGAUCCGGUAGACGUCAUGGGAGACGCUGAACAUGUGGUUGCCGUGAGACACACCGUGUGUCGUCUGCUUGCCGCUUUUCCGAAAAUUCUGGAGAAGCGGUUGCUCCUUCUCUUGCUAGCAGGACAGCUCGACGACCUUCAAUUGACUGUGAUGGAUAUCCUCUUGCAGCACAUCGUCAAAGUCACCGGCGGACGCUCACUUGGCUGCAGCCCAACUCUCAUGCGUUCCAUUGCCAUGUGGUUGCUUCUUCGUCCUCCCUGCGUUGCCCCUUGCGUCAUGCCUUGUAAUGCCGCACCACUGCAGAUGUUUUCAGACAUUAUGAUUUCAGGCGAGUUACGUUCUGCAGACCACGAUCGUCGAAUGACAGGGACGAUGAUGAGGAAAGAACAAGCACAAAAUGUGUCGUCGUCUUCCCGUGAAAAGUCGGAGGAGAUGAUGAAGGCGGCUCACAUCCGUCGUUGGCUGGGGUGGGAAAAGGCGGUUCAGCUGCUCAAUGACGCUCUUCAGGCUGAAACGCCACAUGUGGACCUCAAUAAAGCGUUUUUCGGAGCGAUGGAAAUUUAUGGGACUUAUGUCUCGAGGCGGUGGGAGGAUGAUUUUUUUAAGGCGCUUUUGGAACAAAAUAAACGAAAUCCUUCUUCUUGCAACCACACGAGUUCUCUUCGUCGGUUAAUGGGAGAACUUAUCGAUCAUGUGGCAUAUGCGCCUUCACUUCAGCAGUCACUCUUCCGGCAUGAACCUGUUGAACCUUCGGAGUUGCGUCAAGUCGGAGAAAAGCUUUGGAAAUGUCUUGGGAUGGCGUGCAAGGAACAGACAGUCACACAUGCAGAUGUGUGGAAAUCGGUAUUUGUCCUACUUCAAAGAGUUUUGCAGAAUAAUCUCCCCUUUUCUUGUCAAGACACAGGGGAAUUGGUGUUUUCCUUAUUCCCCGUGAAUUGCUUGAUGGUUGAGCGCCUUGUUCCACAUCUACUGCGCCAUGGAGUGGUGCGGAAUCCUUCAUUGCCGGAGAAGCAAGAGAGCGUUGUGGAUAUACCACUUGUAGCCUCCUCAAUGUUGCUCAUGUUAGAGAUGGCGUUUCCAGGUCGUGCCGUAAACAUGGUUCUUUACAGACUGUACGAAAAAGUUCUUGGGGAGGAGGCUGGAUGCGAUAGUGGUAGUGUCACUCCCCCUCUUUCUUCGUCUCCUGCACCUGUGACAUCACGGCAAGGGGCAUGGAGGUCUCUUAUUGAGUGUGCAGUCUACUUUCUGACUCUACCUGGCCUGUUGGACGGGAGCAUCACCGAGAACAUUUCCACAAGUGGAGUUGCUGCUGGUAAUAACAAUAAGGGCAAUAAUGCUGCGCGCGUACGGGAUGCAUUCUCGACAACGGGAGCGGUAGUCGGACUUGUUUUUCGUUUUAUUUGUGACGAUGCGGUCUAUGUCCUAUCGACGGAUGAUAAACUUUCCCACAUGAGGGAAGAUAACAUGCAGGAGUGUCUUUUACGUCUCUUGGAGCUCUCUGGACGGUGUGUGGCUUCUUUGGCAACUGAGUUGUUGUUGUUGAGUGGAACGAAGAGAAUGGAAGAAGACAGUGCCGCCAUGAAACGCAUCGUUGCGCUUUUUCUACAAUCUGCACUGCUGAUGGGGUCGUGGCGGGACAUUUACUGGCUGUCGUCGCGGUUGUUGGUGUCAGUUUCGGCGACAUUGCAACUCCAGCGAGGGGAAGAAGCAAAAAGUCUAUUUGUCUCCUCGUGGUGUUGGAUUGUUGGAUGUCUGCCAGCCAUGGUGGCCGGCUCAUCUCGCACCUCUUCUAGUCUUCACUCGCAGGUCACUGCCCUUCUCAAGAUGAUACCGGCGGCAUUUCUUCAGCAGAAUUAUUUGGCUACCGCUGCCGCCAUCGUGGACAAAAAGGUUUUCGGCGAUGGUUGUGUCGAGGCGCGGCAGCGGCAGCUAUUUUAUGAAUUCCUUAUGAGGCUGCAUGAGCGCAUCCUACUCAAGGCGGAAACGACGUUGCGAGACGAAGGAAAGCGGGCGGCGUCGUUCACAAUGCGUCUCUCUGUAAUACGGCCGGUGGUGCAGGUUGGGGUGCUUCUUGGGCUGCACAACGUGGGAGCCGCGGAAGCGGAAAAAUUGCGGUCUUCACUUUUAUUUUUUCUCGCAGACGAUCUUCAAUGGCGACGGUUGCUGGAGGCUGUCAAGGCCGAGUGCAAAGAGGCAACUACUUCGAAAGAUUUGUUAAAAUUGGACGCGGCGAAUGGCGGGUCUGCGGUACCAAGUUGGCAGGUUGCGCUUGAACUUCUCUGUCUCGCUGACAAGGAGCUGUUCCAGACGCUUUCUCUGAAAAAUGGUGAACGCAAAGCAGGGGCGGAAGAGAUUCAGAAAAUAAAGGAUGCCCUGCAUGUUUUCCACGUAUCGUGCUUUGCGCAAGCCGUGCCAUGGGAGGUUGCCAUCGAUUUGUUCCGUCGGGACGAUGGACCGCCGCACACGGCACUCGUCUUUCCUGCCUCUUACACUGAGCAGCUGAUCCGUCAUUGCCCUUCAUGGAGCAUGGCCCUGGAGCUUUUUAAGUACUCAUUAUCCAGAGUGCCACAUCCAACAAAAGUGCAGCAGCUUUUGGCGUACCUAAUCCUUUAUCGUAUGCGUACAGAUCCCACAUGGGGGAAGGAGGGGCAAACAUUGUUACCUCACUCUUACAACAGUGGUGGAAAAGAAGUUGGUUUGCUUUCUUGGGAAGUAGCCUGCUGGUGCUACAAUCAGUUGACACAAGAUCGGGCGGCUCCGACUCUGCCGCAGCGGAAUAUGAUUGAGAUACUGCGCCAUUGUGUAUUUUCCCCCUCCGCUGCGCUUUCAAUGUAUGAAGCGUACUGGAAACAAGAGUAUCGUCUCACGGAAGGCGUGAAUGUUUUUCUUUCUCUUUUGCGAGCGGCACGCCUAGCACGAAAUGAGGAAUUAGUGUUGCGGGCCAUGUGGGACUACAUCCGCUGCUGCGAUGAGCAUGACGGUGUGAUCUCCAAAACGAGCCGUGGGCCUGUCAGGCAUCACAUGUUCACGGCAGGGGGAAAUGCCACCCUUUGUCGUUCCUUCACGCAUGUUUGCGAGAGCAACAUUGUGUCUCGUCAGGCUGCAAUGGAAUUGGUCACGGCGCUGAAACAGCGAGGUCGUAUUGGUGAGAUGGAGGAGUUGUUGAUGGUUACAUCGUAUUCACGAGGAGUUGCCGAUGCCACUGAAGAAAGAGCCAGGUGA
Trypanosoma cruzi is the source of this 7728-nucleotide messenger RNA. RefSeq lists its product as uncharacterized. Lineage: Eukaryota; Euglenozoa; Kinetoplastea; Trypanosomatida; Trypanosomatidae. The coding region runs from base 1 to 7728 and encodes 2575 amino acids. The transcript has a single exon. The record is from RefSeq and is a predicted model, not a curated record. Gene Ontology annotation, molecular function: protein binding.